Rotaria sp. Silwood2 is the source of this 1218-nucleotide messenger RNA. NCBI's taxonomy places the organism in Eukaryota, Metazoa, Rotifera, Eurotatoria, Philodinida, Philodinidae. The record is from the annotation of a GenBank genome assembly.
AUGACAAUUAAUGAACAACACAAAAAAUCUGCAUAUGUAGGUGCGCUACCAGAUAUACCAAUGGAAGCUCUUCUUUCACUUGGUCCACCAAAUAAUUGUGGUACUGCACCGACAAUUCGACUCUUUCUUGCUAAAUAUCGUGCAUUUCCAUGCGUACUAUAUUGUACUGCUGAUGAUACAAGUGCAUUAUUACAUGCAACAACAAUUGUUGAUUAUAUUCGAGAUGAAUUAAAACAUGAUUUAAAUACCGAUCGUAUAUCUCGAAAUUAUAAUCGACAAACUAAAGAAAUCUAUGUUGAUUCACGUUUGUCAGAUUUAGGUAAUGGUAUUAUGAUUGAAUUAACUGAUUGUUACUUUAGUUCUGAUGUACAAAAUCCAAAUAAAUUAAAAUCAGAUCAUUCAGAUGAUUAUUUUUUAAUCGCAUCACAAGUAAACCUUUAUUAUUUACCUGAACAUGAUACAUUUGUACAAGAUCUAGCAAGACAGUUUGCUAAAAUGACUGUAUUUUCAUCAAAAUCAUGUACUUUACAAAUGGUUUGUCGUAAUCAACAUGGCUAUUAUCUUAGUAGUAUUAAUAUUAAAAAACCAUUGAUUACUGACCUUGCUCUUCAUUAUGGUAAAACGUUUGUUUCAGUACAUGAAAAAAUCAAUAAAAAUUUAAAUAAAAAAGAAGGAAAAGGUAUUGUUCUUUUACAUGGUGUUCCAGGUUCAGGAAAAACACAUUAUAUUCGAUAUUUAAUUCAUGAAAUUGAAGAAAAAACCUUAAUUUAUGUACCACCAGAUAUGGCAAAAGAAAUUUCUUCACCAGAAUUUCUUCCAUUUCUUAUGCAAUAUCAAGAUUCAAUUCUUAUUAUUGAAGAUGCUGAAAAUAUAAUUAAAGAUCGAAAUGAAUGUUUAAUACCAUCACAAGCUGUUGCUAAUCUUCUUAAUUUAUCUGAUGGUUUAUUAGGUGAUGCUAUGCAUCAACAAAUAAUUGCAACAUUUAAUUGUGAUUUAACAACAAUUGAUCCAGCUUUAUUACGUAAAGGACGUUUAAUUGCAAAUUAUGAAUUUAAUAAAUUAGACAUAGAAAGUUCAAAAAUUCUUUCAGAUAAGUUAGGACUUGAUACUAAGAAAAUAAUUGCACCAAUGACACUUGCUGAAAUUUAUAAUCAAGGUGAAAAUGAUGAGGGAUCAAUUGUAAAUGGAAAUGAACCAAAUACGAAUGAACAAAAAUGA